Molecule: messenger RNA, 971 nt
Organism: Cololabis saira (Pacific saury)
Lineage: Eukaryota; Metazoa; Chordata; Actinopteri; Beloniformes; Belonidae
Gene: syf2
Product: SYF2 pre-mRNA-splicing factor
Exons: 7
Coding region: 43-759 (238 amino acids)
Cellular component (GO): catalytic step 2 spliceosome; post-mRNA release spliceosomal complex; Prp19 complex
Source: RefSeq, a predicted model, not a curated record
UCAAACUUCCGGUCUUCUUCCUCUGGCUUUAGCAAAACAACAAUGGCGUCCUGUAGCGAGGAGAAGGUUACAGCCACUGGAGAGGAACAGGCGGAAACCUCGACCUCUCAGAAGAGAGAGGAGAGACUUCGUAAAUUCAGAGAGUUACAUUUCAAACGGAAUGAAGCACGUAAACUGAAUCACCAAGAGGUUGUGGAGGAGGAUAAGAGACUGAAGCUUCCUGCUAAUUGGGAGGCUAAAAAAGCCCGACUGGAAUGGGAGCUUACUGAAAGUGAGAAGAAAAAGGAAUGUGCUGCCCGUGGGGAGGAGUAUGACAGAGUGAAGUUGCUGGAAGUCACUGCUGAUGAUGCAGAUAGGUGGGAGAGGAAGAAGAAGAAGAAGAAUCCAGACCAAGGAUUUGCAGGUUAUGCUGAGGCCCAGUUACGACAGUACCAGAGACUCACCAAGCAAAUCAAACCAGAUUUGGAAAGUUACAAGAAACUGAGAGAGGAAAGUGGUGAAGAUUUCUUCCCGACUUCCAACAGCCUGAUACACGGCACUCAUGUUCCCACAAAGGAGGGCAUUGACCGCAUGGUGGAGGAUGUUGAAAAACAGAUUGAGAAGCGCGCCAAAUACAGCCGGCGCCGGGCCUACAACGACGACGCAGACAUCGACUACAUCAACGAGAGAAACGCCAAGUUCAACAAGAAGGCGGAGCGUUUCUAUGGCAAAUACACGGCAGAGAUCAAACAGAACCUGGAGAGAGGCACGGCCGUGUAGCGGGUCCAUCCACCUCAGCGGUUCACCGAUUCCAACAUAUUUUUAUUGUGCUUUCCUACAGUGCAUGUAUCUACAAGUAGACGUGGAAUUUGCUUUACAAAUCACUUUUUAUAUCAGGUUGUGAUUAUGUUAAGCUGACAUUUCUUUAAGGCAUGUCAUGUUUUGUUUUUGCUUUGUACAGUAUUACAUGAUUAAAACACUUAUAAUCCUUA